AAAAAAGAUCACCGACCAUCGGCGCCGAGAAAGUUUAAAUGUGCGGAAUUAUGCCCGAACCCGCCGCGUUAAAACGUCAUCGCUUCCCCAAUUUCUAUUCUCCAAAAAGAAACUCCAACAACCAAAACCUCAACUACAAUAUCAUUUUUUAUACGUCACGUAACACCAAUUGCGCAACUUACCAUACCGAGGAUUACCUACACGGUACGGUACUUGAGUCGCGCGAUCUAUCAUCUUGUCCACGAUGAGAGCCUCGCUGUUGCCGCAAAGGCCGCUCCAGCGCGUCGGCAACGCCUGCACACGACAGCAGCGCAACCAUGCGACAACAACGAGCAUCAGCCCCGUCGCCUCCGUGGCAGCACCCAACCAAGCCCAUCGCUCCCGCCAAAGCGCCAGUCUCAGACCAUCCAUGCGCCAGAAUGCAAGCAUAAGCAUGCCACCGCAAACAGGGAGAAGAAACCUAUCCAGCAGCGCGGCGACCCCGCAACCCAGCCCCUCCGCUACUGAGCAACAAACACAACAACCUCAGCCACAAGAGCAGCCGAAGAAAGGGGAAGAUGCAGGAGGUGCAGGAGGAGUGGAGCAAGUAAAAUCGCACUACGCCCUGUUCCCGCAAACCCUCCCCCUCGGCCCUCCCCCCUCCGGCCCCUUCGCCAUCGACGUCCGCGCCCUGCGCCGCGAAUUCCUCACCCUCCAAGCCUCCGCGCACCCGGACGUCGUGCCCUCCGGCCCCCUCCGCCGGCGCGCCGAGGCCGUCUCCAGCCGCAUCAACGAGGCCUACCGCACGCUCGCCGACCCUCUACAACGCGCCCAGCACCUGCUAUGGCUACAUACCGGGGUAGACGUCGCGGCCGAGGAGACGGGGAAGGUCGAGGACCCGGAGUUGUUGAUGCUGGUGCUGGAGACGAGGGAGGCGAUUGAGGAGGCGGGGGAGGAGGGGGAGCUGGAGGGGAUUAGGGCGGAGAAUGAGGAGAGGAUUAGGGGGAGUGAGGAGGUGCUGGGGAGGGCGUUUGAGGGGGGCGAUUGGGAGGGCGCGAGGAGGGAGGUGGUGAGGUUGAGGUAUUGGGUUAAUGUGAGAGAGAGUAUUAGGAAUUGGGAGAGGGGGAAGCCGGUUGUGUUGCAGCAUUAGGGGCUGUGGGGAGAAGUGUGAGAGGUGGGUAGGGGGAGAAGAGAAGAGAAGAGUGAAGAGUGAGGUUUGUACAUAUGUACUAUUACGACGAUGAAGGCCUGCGAGGCUAUGAGUAACUAUGGCCUAGGCUAGAAAAAUUACAGAGAUACCAUGGUGUGGUGGUGUUAAGGGGCGGGCGUUUGUGUACUUAGUGCCCAGUACCCGCUGGGUGCUUGAGAAGCAUUGGUAUGGCUCAUGGCUGUAACUACACAACUUCUAUCUACCUAUAUAGAGAAAUCUCCCAGGUGGUGUUAACAGCCGAGAAGAGAACAGAACAGAGCACUACCUAACCUAGGUACUCAACUUAAUAUGUACUCUGUUGAUAUACUUUAUUGAUGCUCAUGGAAUGCAGUUACGGAUAAUUAUAUGUGCCCACUAUGAGGUUGCUGGGCGAUUACCUAGGCACUAUCAGG
This is a messenger RNA of Hypoxylon fragiforme, 1581 nucleotides long. RefSeq names its product Co-chaperone Hsc20. The transcript has a single exon. Gene Ontology annotation, cellular component: mitochondrion. NCBI's taxonomy places the organism in Eukaryota, Fungi, Ascomycota, Sordariomycetes, Xylariales, Hypoxylaceae. Gene Ontology annotation, biological process: protein complex oligomerization; [2Fe-2S] cluster assembly. The coding region runs from base 245 to 1129 and encodes 294 amino acids. Gene Ontology annotation, molecular function: ATPase activator activity; protein-folding chaperone binding. The record is from RefSeq and is a predicted model, not a curated record.